CUUGCUGCUUCUGUAUUUGUUGACUACGUCUUAGUCUUAAACCAAUAAGCCUGACUUCUAUUAUAUGUAAACUUAUGGAAACUAUAAUAAGAUCCAAAAUGGAAAAUUACCUAUAUGGUAACAAUAUCCUGGGAGACAGUCAGCAUGGUUUUAGGAAAGGGAGAUCGUGUCUAACUAACCUGCUUGAUUUUUUUGAGGAUGCAACAUCGACAAUAGAUAACUGCAAAGCAUACGACAUGGUUUAUUUAGAUUUCCAGAAAGCUUUUGACAAAGUCCCGCAUAAAAGAUUAAUUCUCAAACUGAGCGCAGUAGGGAUUCAAGGAAUCCCUACUGCACAUGGAUUAGGGAGUGGUUAACAUGUAGAAAACAGAAAGUACUGAUUAGAGGAGAAACCUCAAAAUGGAGCGAGGUAACCAGUGGUGUACCACAGGGAUCAGUAUUAGGUCCUCUGCUAUUCCUAAUCUACAUUAAUGAUUUAGAUUCUGGUAUAGUAAGCAAACUUGUUAAAUUUGUAGAUGACACAAAAAUAGGAGGAGUGGCAAACACUGUUGCAGCAGCAAAGGUCAUUCAAAAUGAUCUAGACAGCAUGCAGAACUGGGCAGACACACGGCAAAUGACAGUUAAUAGAGAAAAGUGUAAGGUACUGCAUGCAGGCAAUAAAAAUGUGCAUUAUAAAUAUCAUAUGGGAGAUACUGAAAUUGAAGAAGGAAUCUAUGGAAAAGACCUAGGAGUUUAUGUUGACUCAGAAAUGUCUUCAUCUAAACAAUGUGGGGAAGCUAUAAAAAAGGCCAACAAGAUGCUCGGAUAUAUUGUGAGUGUUGAAUUUAAAUCAAGGGAAGUAAUGUUAAAACUUUACAAUGCAUUAGGAAGACCUCACCUAGAAUAUUGUGUUCAGUUCUGGUCACCUUGUUACUAAAAGGAUAUUGCUGUUCUAGAAAGAGUGCAAAGAAGAGCGACCAGAAUUAUCCAGGGUUUAAAAGGAAUGUCGUAUGCAGACAGGCUAAAAGAAUUGAAUCUAUUCAGUCUUGAACAAAGAAGACUACGCGGUGAUCUGAUUCAAGCAUUCAAAAUCCUAAGAGAUAUAAACAAUGUCGACCCAGGGGACUUUUUUUACCUGAAAAAAGAAAAGAAGACCAGGGGUCACAAAUGGAGAUUAGAUAAAGGGGCAUUCAGAACAGAAAAUAGGAUGCACUUUUUUACACAGAGAUUUGUGAGGGACUGGAACCAACUCCCCAGUAAUGUUGUUGAAGCUGACACCCUGGGAUCCUUCAAGAAGCUGCUUGAUGAGAUUUUGAGAUCAAUAAGCUACUAACAACCAAACGAGCAAGAUGGGCCGAAUGGCCUCCUCUCGUUUGGAAACUUUCUUAUGUUCUUAUAUUCUUAUGUCUGGAGAUUACAAAACUACUCAAGAUCGUUAUCGCUUCAAUGACUACAGCAGAGGCAGAAGGUGUUUCUCAACACUGAAGUGGAUAGAAACCUUCUUGAGAAACAGUAUGAAAACCGAACGGUUAAAUACUAUAGCCAUGUUAUCAAUUGAAAAAGACUGGUUCCUGCCCGUGCUGUACAGUGAGCCUGCUGGAACAAACUUUGACAUUCCCGAUGAUCCUUCUCCGCUUGCUCCACUACAUUCGGAUUGUUUCCAGUUGGGCAGCUGUUGCCUGCAACAUGGUUUUUAGAAUGUCUUUCAUUGCCUUUGAAUUUUUUUCGUCACAGAAUAUAUCCCAUCCUUGUUGCCACAUGUGAUGCAGCACCUUCCUUCUUAUUGCCACAGAAACCCUGUCUUCUUUAUCAUAUAGCAAGCUGGAGUCAAUAGGAGGUUUAAUGUGCGUCAGUGCAAUCUUUAUUAUUUACACAAAACAGAAAUAAACAAAGUAACCCUAACUCUUCCCAGAGAGUCCUAAACUUUACUGUAACUCUGAGUUUCUAAUAGGGGACAAGCUAAGCUUGUUUACCCCACCAAAAACCACUGUUAUUUAUUUUUUUCUCAAAGUAUUUUUUUUUUAUUCACCCUCUUCUCCAACUUUCUCCCAACCAGAAACUAAACAAAAUCGUCAGUUUUUAUACCCCGAUAAAUUAGACACAGCUGAACAUUUUCCCAAUUAUCCCACACUAAUAAUCAUCGCUCUGGCAUCACUUUGCCCUUUUAAAAAAUGUAGUGCAUCAGUCCUUAUGCCCAAGGUCCUAAAGCCCUUAAACAUCUAUCUGACACAUACACCAAGUAAUUUUGUAAUCCUGGUAAUGACGUGUAAACUAAACUUUGAUUCCUCAUUCUGUGUUUUAGAAACAUUACAACAGGAGAAUGACAGACUGACACAGGAUAUGCUGGUGGUUCGAGAAAGAUUGUAUGCAGAAGGAUAUGUUCUUGAAAGAGAAUGGCGUGAAAUUCGGAAGGCUGCAGAUGCAGAAGGAUAUGUUCUUGAAAGAGAAUGGCGUGAAAUUCGGAAGGCUGCAGUUGAGGUGACUCUGCACCCUGAUCCAGCAAACCGGAGCCUCAAAGUGUCUAAAAGCAGAUUAAUAACAUUCACAGGGGAGGGAUCAGCAGAGUGGCCCAGUGUGCGGGGCAGUGAGGGGUUCACCUCCGGGAGGCACUACUGGGAGGUGAAGGUGGAGGAGAAGGGCUACUGGGCUCUGGGGGUCUCCACACACCCUGAUGAGAAGAACAUACCUGAGAAACCAGAGGAGGGCUACUGGCUU
Molecule: messenger RNA, 2694 nt
Organism: Acipenser ruthenus (sterlet)
Lineage: Eukaryota; Metazoa; Chordata; Actinopteri; Acipenseriformes; Acipenseridae
Product: butyrophilin subfamily 3 member A3-like
Molecular function (GO): protein binding
Source: RefSeq, a predicted model, not a curated record